AUGAUUAAUAGUAAAAAUUUAUAAAAUGAUAGAGAUUUUUAAAAACAACCAAUACCUUAAUUCCCAAAUAUCCACAGAGGUCUAGCUGAUUAAUAAAAUUUAGUUGAAAAUUUUGAGUAUUAAGAAAAGGAAAUAGGAUCACCAGAAUUCGAUUUAGUCGAUUAUGAAGAUGAUUUACAUGACAAAUUAUCAAAAUUAAAUUAGGAAUCUGUUUACAACAUCGGAAAAACAAAAAUUAGCAGCAUUUAAUAAAAUUAGUUCAUGCGCGCUAAAAAAAGAGAAACUACAAGUAGAAGUUCUCCUCAUUUCCUUCAAUUCAAUUAAAAAUCGGAUAUAAUCUUAUAAUAGAAAAAAUUAUGCAAAAGAGAUGGAAGCAUUAUUGGAUACAUCCCUUGUUUGCUUAUUAAAUAUGAGAAUUCAUCAAAUAUCAUUGUGUAUUUUCACGGGAAUGCCGAAGACAUCACAUAAUCAUAUGCAUUUUUGAUACAUCUUCGUAAUUAAGAAAAGAUUUCAGUUUUGGCAGUAGAAUAUCCAGGGUAUGGAAAAUACAACAAUGUUUAAACUUCUGCUGAAGCCAUAUAAAAUGAUGCCGAUUAUGUUUAUAACUAUUUGACAAAAAAAAUAGGAUACGAAGAAAACUCAAUUAUGAUUUUUGGAAGAUCCAUAGGCUCAGGUCCUGCAACUUACUUGGCAAGCAAACACAAGCCUGGUUGUUUGGUUUUAAUGUCUCCAUUUACCUCUCUGAAGGAUGCGGUUCGGGAUUAUAUUAGGUUUGUAGGAACAUGGGUGCAGCAUUUGAUUAGACAAAGAUUCAACAAUUUACAAAAUAUAAAUGAUGUCACAUCUCCAACUUUUAUUUUGCAUGGGAAGAAAGACGAUAUGAUACCUUAUUAAUAAGCCUAAAGAUUAUAGGAAAAUUGCUAAGCUCAAAUAUGUAUAUUACAUUUGGCAGAAGACAUGGAUCAUAUUAGUUAUAAGUUACAUUCAGAUUUAAUUAUUCCACUGAUGCAAUUCUUAAGAAAGAUUAACUUCUAUCAAGUCUAUUUUAAAAGUCCUAAAGUGCCAACAAAUUUAUAUUAGAAUCCACAAGGAUGA
Paramecium tetraurelia is the source of this 1095-nucleotide messenger RNA. RefSeq lists its product as uncharacterized. Lineage: Eukaryota; Ciliophora; Oligohymenophorea; Peniculida; Parameciidae. The record is from RefSeq and is a predicted model, not a curated record. Gene Ontology annotation, molecular function: palmitoyl-(protein) hydrolase activity. Gene Ontology annotation, cellular component: membrane. The transcript is spliced from 3 exons.